AUGAGCUGUGCAGGUCCACCCCUGCUGUGUUGCUCUGGUAAAAACAGCAGUUGUUCAAGGGGUUGUUUCUGUGACUCGUCCUGUGUGCUAUUCAACGACUGCUGUCCUGACUACUUUUCAACCUGCACACAAGGUUUUAACUCUCCGCCGCCAAUAAGACAGAGCACAACAAGUACCACUACUAUACCUACACUGGCAAUUGACACCACAACUUCAUCAUUCCUAUCCAAAACAACAGCAUCAGUCUCUGAUACUACAACGCCCAGUACAAAAGGCACCACAGCAGCAUCUGGACUGGUAGAAGAGAGUACAAUAUUAGCAUCCACAGUAAAUGAUACCUUAGAAACCAGCCAAUCAAAUAGCCUUACAUCUUUACGAGCAAAUAUAAAACCCAAUUCAGCAUCCACAGCCUCUAAUACAACACCACCAAGCACAACAAAUAGCAAUAAUAGCCCUACACUAGCAGAAAACAUCCAAGCAUCCAAAUUUGCUGAUAUAACAUCACCCAGCGAAACAGGUAGCACUGCAGCAUCUACACUGGUGGCAGUGAGAACGACUUCAGCAUCUACCAUCGGGGAUACAACAACACAAAGUACCAGUACAAGUAUUAUAUCUACACCAAAAGAUAUACAGCCAUCAUUCUCAUCCACAAUCUUUCCAACAAAAUCUCCCAUUGCAACAAGGAGCAUAAAUGCAUUAGAUGUGAGCACAAACCAAGUUGCCAUAGCUUUUGCUUCAACAACAACCAGCCAAACAAACAGCAACACAUUCAAAACAGCAGAUGAAAGCACAACUUCAACAGCCUCUGCACAAACAGCACCCAGCACAACAAACAGCGAUACUACCCCUACACUAGCAGAAACUUCAACAUCAACAGUCGCUGAUACUACAACAACCAACACAACAGGCAGCAUUGCAUCCUCCGCAUACACAGUCUUUAAACCAACAACACCAAGCUCAAGUACAAGUAAUACAUCUACACCUACAGAAAUCCCCCCAUCUUCAUCAUCUGCAGUCUUUUCAACAAAAGCUCCAAGAACAACAACUAACACUAUGGCAUCAACUGUGAGCACAAACCUAGUGUCCACAGUGUUUGCUACUAAAGCAACCAGCCAAACAACAGGCAGCAAUGCAGCAUCUACAUUGGUAGAAAAGAGUACGAUUCCUGCAUCCACAGUCACUAAUACUUCAGAAACCAGCCAAACAAACAACAAUACAUCAGCAACAGCAAAUAUGAGCCCAACUUCAGAUGCCACAGCCUCGGAUUCAGCACCACGAAGCACAAGGACUCGUAGUACAUCUACACCGAAAGAAAACCCCCCAUCUUUGACAUCCAAAGUCUCCCCAACAAUAGCAUCGAGUACUAGAAGCAGCACAACUGCAUCAGAAGGGAGCACACACUUUGCUUUGACAACAACCAGCCAAACAAGUGUCAGUUUAUCUACACCACAUGAUAACAAAUCAACUUUAUCGGCCUCUGUAACAACAGCACCCAGCCCAACAAACAGCAAUAUCAGCCCUACACUUGCAGAUAUCCCAACAAAUGUAAGCUCCACAUUUUUUAAUACUACAAGAUCCAGCACAACAGACAGCACUGCAGCAACUACACUGGUGAAAGUUAGUACAACUUCAGCAUCUACCGUAGGUAAUUCUACAGAAACCAGACAAACAAACAGCAAUACAUUACCCUCAAAAAAAGGCACAACUUCAGCAUCCACAGCCUCGAAUACAUCACCACCAAGCCCUACAAACAGCACUUCUAGUCAUACACUAGCAAACACUGUAACAACUUUAAUCUCCACAGUUUCUGAUACUACAACACCCAGCACAACAGGCAGUACUUUAACGGCAACACUGGUGGAAGUGAAAACAACUUCAGCAUCUACAGUUGCGGAUACAACACCACCAAUCUCAAGUACAUCUACACCCACAUAUAUCUCGCCGUCUUCAUCAUCCGGAGUCUCUCCAACAACAGCUUCCAGUACGACAAGCAGCACUACUGUAACAGAUGGGAGCCCCAACCCAGUGUCCAUAAUUGUUGCCACUACAACAACCAGCCAAACAAGCAGUAUUACAUUAACACCGUUAGAUGGCCUCACAACUUCAGCAUCUACAGUCAGCCAAGCUACAGCAGGGACAACAAUUUCAGAGACCAGCACAAUUCUGGAUACUAGUGGUGUAACAUUGUCACCAGUAGAUGGGAGCAAAUCAGCAUUUUCCAACAAAAAGACAGAUUUCACCUUCAGCUCAAAUGCCAAAACAGGGACCAUUCACCUAAAAGUUUCAGGUUCAUCCCAGACAGAAGAAAGUGAGGUCAUUUUAGAGGCAUUAUCUAAUUUCAUCCGGCAGAACUGUGAGGGCUGCACUUCGACUAUCCGACGCAUCAAAUUCAACAGAGACUCUCAGAACUGAACAAUGGUGUCAACAUUUAAAAUACUUUCAGUGCCUAGUUAAAGUCUUGGUUAUAAAAUGACAGUGAUAUUUAUCAUAUCUAUUGGUUGAGAGCUAAAUGUUGGAGCAGGAUGAGCAGCUUGAAAAGUAUCAAGACAGAGCAGUUUGUCUAGACAGUGGUAUUAUUAUAAAAUAUAUUAUCAAGGGUGAUACACUUAAGCUGUGCAUAAAUAUCAGUACAUUGUAUGCAACAUGUAAGAAUAUGUAUUCACAAGACAUCUUACUACAAACAAAAAAAAUUGUACUUUGAGAUAUUGGCAACGUUUAAAAUCAAAUUAAGCCUGUUGCUAACUGUUAUAAGGAAGAAUUUUAAAUACUUGUCAUUUGUAACUGCCCUACUUUAUUCUAACAACACAAUGAAAAGAAACACAACAAAUCAGCUGUUGUGUUUGGAUAAAAUAGGACAAUGAAUCUAACAAUAAUUUACUAUAUAUUAUAUAUAUAUAUAUAUAUAUAUAUAUAUAUUAAUAUAAAGCAAUGUUAUUUGUUUCUUGACUUAUCAAAAAUAUUGUUUAGAUAUAAUGUAUUAAUAAACAUUAUCUAUAAUUAAUAUGUCUUUUAUUAGGUUGUAGUGUAUCUCAAUCCCAUCCAAUGCUCUCCAUCCAUGUGUCUCUUUCUAGGUUCAUGCCUACCAGUAGAGAGUAUACUGUCUAGAAAGUAGUAGUACUAGUAGUAGUAGUAGUAGUAGUAGUAGUAGUAGUAGUAGUAGUAGUAGUAGUAGAGAGUGUCAGAUCAGGCUCAACACAUUAUGUUUUUAUAAAUGACUGUAUGACCUGAAC
Messenger RNA from Eleginops maclovinus (Patagonian blennie), 3230 nucleotides. Its product is annotated as mucin-2-like. Lineage: Eukaryota; Metazoa; Chordata; Actinopteri; Perciformes; Eleginopidae. Bases 1 to 2412 code for a protein of 803 amino acids. The transcript is spliced from 7 exons. The record is from RefSeq and is a predicted model, not a curated record.